UAUCAACAAUACCUCAGUAAAUUUCAAACUGAAACAAAAAUCGAAUAAAUUGAACGCGUUAAGGUGAUAGCAGCUCAAAAAUGAAGACAUCACUGCAGGGACUUUUUCUUUUUGCAGCAUGGCAGCAGACUUUUUUUGUGAAGAGCGAUGCAUGGAAUUUCUCUACAAUUGUUCCGGAAGGACGCCAGAUGUGUUCAGACGUUCAAGGAGGAUUGGCUCAACUUUUCCGAGGAGUCGAUAUAUCCCGACUCGACCUUUUGCCGCUAGAUUUCUUCACCGAUAAUGGGUUCCGAGGCCAAGUUCUGGAAAUGAAUUGCAAGCUUCUGAAGCAAAAGUUUGACCCCAGAACCGAUAGCUACACACAAGUUCCAGACAUUGUUCAUGAUCUGGUUCUAAGCAGCGAUGAUGCGUUAGAAAUCACGUCCAAAGUUUUCGACAAAGUGAUUGAAAUAAAGAGAGCAAUGGCUGAUCAAGUUGGAAUCUCCUAUGAAAAUGGAAUGUUUUCAAACAGUGGAAGUUUCCGAACAGCAGCACGACACAUGGUCGGAGAUGACAGCGAAGCCAUCUCUAAUGUCGAGAAACCGCUUUUUGAGCAGGGCUUUUCAAAGGUUAUUUUCUAUGGUGGCAACCUAGCGAGUAUUGAAAAUAAUUCUGUUGUGGAUUGGAUCAAAAAUACUUCAAAUGACCUUUUUGUCUUCAAAGGCAGGCUUCGACCAAUUUCAGACCUAAUUGAAAAUGACACCAAGCGACAAUCGAUGAUGAAAGCCGUCCAAAUGCAUAUAGAUCGAGCCUUUCUUUCCGAAUCAGAGACGAAAGUUAACAUACUCAUUGAAGCUUUAAAAACUAAUAAGCAAAUAGCCGAGUUAACGAAACUUAAGAAAAGAACGGUCGAUCUUAGGCAAAAAAGUUUUCCGAAUCACGACUUGGUUCAAAGUCUGUCUAGUGACAUUGAUCAUGAGCUAGAAAUUCCAGCUUGGUUCCGAGCAACUUCAAUUUGUUACAAAUUUUAUGAAGUUGUUAAAAAAGGUAACAUGACUGAAGUAACUCAAAGCUGCGCACCUGUCAAUCAAGUGACUGAUGUUUUCGAGGAUUGGUCAGGCGGAAGAUCUCCAGGCGGAUACGAAAUAGCAUGGGGAGUUUUUAAUAACGCCUCAAUUCCAACGCUCGAUUAUAAUUGGUUCAGCCAACUUCAGUUAUGUUUCAAGUAUAUUCCAGCGGGUGACAGAGCUCAAUGCGGAGACGGAUUUGAGAAGGAACUUUGCUCAUCGCUUAAUGAAUUUCUGCCGUAUUAUUAUGAUGGAACGGAUUCGCGUAGCGGAGGAUGCGUGCUUUCCUGGAAAUUGACAACUCCUAGUAUGGUAGGCAUUCCUACCUGGUUUUUGAAUGCAAAAAUAUGCUACUUCAUACUGACACUUAACCAGGAAAGAAGAGACGACGUUCAAUUCUACAAGCGUUGUGCAGUUAUGAACAAUUAUACACCAUAUUUGAGCGACUACACAUUCAAGACAUUCCUUUCGUUUACUUACAGCGCCAACUUCGUUCAAUGGAGUAUUCAGGAUGCGACAAAAAGUGCAGAUAGUUUCGGUACAACUAUGAGUGACGGGUACUAA
This is a messenger RNA of Symsagittifera roscoffensis, 1610 nucleotides long. RefSeq lists its product as uncharacterized. The record is from RefSeq and is a predicted model, not a curated record. Bases 81 to 1610 code for a protein of 509 amino acids. The transcript has 3 exons. NCBI's taxonomy places the organism in Eukaryota, Metazoa, Xenacoelomorpha, Acoela, Convolutidae.